AGCAGGGAGCCUGAUGCUGGGCUUGAUCCCAGGACCAUGGGAUCAUGCCCUGAGCCGAAGGCAGACCCUUAACUACUGAGCCACCCAGGCGCCCCUGUCCACAAUCUUUUAAUUGAAUGAAUCACUAAACGAUUAAUCUUAUAAUGCAUUUAAAGGUUUUCUCCCUUGUUUUGUAGAUCACCUGGUAUUAAUAUGAGAACUCACUCCUAUCCAGACUAGAUGGACCCAAGAAACAAUGUAACUUACUUUGUCCUCUUGGGCCUCACCCAGGAUCCAAAGGAACAGAAGGUCCUUUUUGUUAUGUUCUUGCUCUUCUAUAUUUUGACUGUGGUGGGAAACCUGCUCAUUGUGGUGACUGUAACUGUCAGUAAGACCCUGGGCUCACCAAUGUACUUGUUUCUUGCUAACUUAUCUUUUAUGGAUGUCACUUAUUCCUCUUGCAUUUGCCCCAGAUUGAUUUCACACUUGUUGUUGGGGGAAAAUACCAUAUCCUUCCAAUCUUGUAUGACUCAGUUAUUCACAGAGCACUUUUUUGGUGGAUCAGAGGUCUUUCUUCUGCUGGUGAUGGCCUAUGACCGCUAUGUGGCCAUCUGCAAGCCCUUGCAUUAUUUGGUGAUCAUGAGGCACUGGGUGUGUGUUGUGCUGCUGGUAGUGUCCUGGGUCGGAGGGUUUCUGCAUUCAGUAAUUCAAGUUAGCACUAUUUAUGGGCUCCCAUUCUGUGGCCCCAAUGUCAUUGAUCAUUUUUCCUGUGACAUGUACCCAUUAUUGCAAUUGGUCUGUACUGACACAUACAUCAUUGGCCUGUUAGUGUUGGCCAAUGGAGGAGUGAUCUGUAGUAUUGUGUUUGUGCUCUUGCUAAUUUCUUAUGGUGUCAUCUUGCACUGUCUAAAGAACCUUAGUCCAGAAGGGAGGCGGAAAGCCCUCCAGACCUGUGGUUCCCACAUCACUGUGGUUGUCUUCUUCUUUGUUCCAUGUAUUUUCAUGUAUGUGAGACCUGCUAAGACCUUCCCCAUUGACAAAUCAUUGAGUGUGUUUUUUACAGUCGUAACCACAAUGCUGAACCCACUGAUCUACACUCUGAGAAAUUCUGAGAUGUCAAAUGCUAUGAAGAUGCUCUGGGGAAGAAAUGUCACAUGAAGUAGUAAAUGAGUGCAUCAUCCAUCAUGACAAAAGCAAUUUAACAUUUUGCCAAUCUCCUCAAAUGUUAAAGUCCAUUUUACUGUAAAUGCAUUUAUGGUCAGAGUCAAUAAAUAAUGUGCAAUGAAACAGUCAAUGAAAUAUAUAGAGAGUUACAUUAAUUCAUAAUUAAUUGCUGCAUUUUUGUUACUUUUAGUCUCAUUCAUAAUUUUAUUUCUGGUCAGUUUCUUGCCUUUAAUAUUCAUUUUUUUCAUUGUUAAAAUAUUCUUGCUUUACAGACUAUCUUCUGUAUUUAAUUUCUUUUCAUAUGAAAUUUUUUGUGUACCCCUUUAGAUAUAUUUGAGAAUACAGUAGAUAAUAAUAAAUAUUAAAAAUUGAAUCCUUACAAAGUGGAAAUGGUGUGGAAUGAAUAUCUUACCUGUCCCUCACCAGAGUCUCCCUGUUCUUCUAUAUGCAUCAUUAUACUAAGAUUGUUAUUGUUUGUAAGAUUGUUCAAUUAAUAAUCUUUGGUAAUAAAAUAUUAUUUUCAUGUUUGUGUUUGUGUCUUUGU
This is a messenger RNA of Ailuropoda melanoleuca (giant panda), 1687 nucleotides long. RefSeq names its product olfactory receptor 4A47. The record is from RefSeq and is a predicted model, not a curated record. Bases 220 to 1137 code for a protein of 305 amino acids. Gene Ontology annotation, molecular function: olfactory receptor activity; G protein-coupled receptor activity. The transcript has a single exon. Gene Ontology annotation, cellular component: membrane. Lineage: Eukaryota; Metazoa; Chordata; Mammalia; Carnivora; Ursidae. Gene Ontology annotation, biological process: G protein-coupled receptor signaling pathway.